Messenger RNA from Saccostrea echinata, 902 nucleotides. RefSeq lists its product as uncharacterized. The transcript has 3 exons. Gene Ontology annotation, biological process: regulation of transcription by RNA polymerase II; cell differentiation. Gene Ontology annotation, molecular function: DNA-binding transcription factor activity, RNA polymerase II-specific; sequence-specific DNA binding. Bases 11 to 868 code for a protein of 285 amino acids. Gene Ontology annotation, cellular component: nucleus. Lineage: Eukaryota; Metazoa; Mollusca; Bivalvia; Ostreida; Ostreidae. The record is from RefSeq and is a predicted model, not a curated record.
AGUUGCUUAUAUGAAGCCCAGUAACUUUCUCCGGCACAAAUCAAUGGAAUCCGAAGUGCAAUUUGAAAGGUAUCAUACCAUUAAGCAUCAGGGAACAAUGCUUGACCAAGGUUACAAUGCAACAGGUUCAUGGAUGAGAAAACAGCUUCUCCUCGAAGAAAAUCCCUCAGAGAAGGAUGACCAGGACACUUAUUUCUUCACUAGUUAUAGUGAAGUAUCAUGUCCUGAAGCAGUUGUCGAUUCCUCCACGACAUUGUCAGAUAUUAUGGACUGUAUUAACAGCGACAACAGGUACACCCACAGGAAAGACAGUUUAGCUGUGGAUAAUUCUUUAAUACGGACAGAAGACGAUCUCCGCUAUAUUGCAACAAUAUUGUCUGGAGGUGGACAGGUUCAGCUAUGGCAAUUUUUGCUGGAACUGCUAAUCGACACAUCCAAUAAUAAUUGUAUUCGUUGGGAGGACUUAAGCGGGGAGUUCCGAAUAGUCGAUCCAGAAGAAGUUGCCCGAAAAUGGGGUCGUCGUAAAAAUAAGCCAAACAUGAACUAUGACAAACUGUCUCGAGCACUGAGAUAUUAUUAUGAUAAGAUGAUCCUAAAUAAAGUACAAGGAAAGCGGUAUACCUACAAAUUCAAUUUCAGAAUCAUGAUACAAAACCUUAAGUCCAGCUCUUCCAGAUCGUCCGAGGAGAACAUACUGCCAUAUUCCCAGCAUUGCUCCGUGUCGGCAGCCUCUCUUUUCAGUGUGCCACAAAUUAACAGCCAGCAUUCUGAUCCAGAUUCGGGAAGCUUUGGACAUUUAGAAAGCACCCGACACCACCAGCUGUCAUUAUCUUAUCCAUAUUCAUUUCAGUGUCCUCCGUAUAACUAAACCAAAUACACAAACAAACUGUAUAGACAAAAUU